This is a messenger RNA of Rotaria sp. Silwood2, 1023 nucleotides long. The record is from the annotation of a GenBank genome assembly. Lineage: Eukaryota; Metazoa; Rotifera; Eurotatoria; Philodinida; Philodinidae.
AUGUUCGACUUACAGAAUUGCUUUUCAUAUUUAUUCGAACGUAUAUCACGUGCUUUUGCAGUUACUCCAUCGCGACGAAGAUUUUCCUCUAUUGCACUUGAUCAAAUUAUUGAGUGUACCAUAAACAAGUACGGAAAUGGAAAGAGUGAUAGCAAUGGUAGAUUAAAUGAAGCAAUGAUAAAUGACUGGACUGGUUCAUUUGCUUUUCGUGCUCUGGCUGCAUUGACUUUACAUGAAAUAUGCAGUGUUAAAACUGGUGAUAAUUCUAUUGAUUCUCACGUAGAAUGCUCGUUGAAUCGACAAAUUUUAGAUGAUGAUGAUUUAUCAAUGAUAGUCAAAAAGCUCAGUCAAGAAAAUCCUUUUAGUAUGAUUAAUGUUGAAUGUCGUAAAGUACAAUCUGGUCUUAUAAUACAUAAUGGCAAUAAAGGCUCAUCAAAUUCUGAAAAUAUUGAAGAUUUUAACACUUUGGUUAAAAAAACUGAUGACGAAAUCCGUAAAACAAUUAUUAUUGCUCAACAAAGAAAUAUUAAACAAUUAUCACAAUUAUUUCAACGUGAAUUUUUACCAGUACUGUUUUCUCUCUGCAAUAGUACCAGUAUUAAUUUAUUAAAUCAACAAACAAAAGUUAAAGUUGUCGAUUUCUUAAACAAAUUGGUUCCAUCAUCGUUCUACUCGUCAUGUCCAACCUCAACAAUUGAAAGUGCUGUCGUCAUUGAUGAUACAAGUCUUUUAGAAACAAAACCUCAACCUGAUGUACAAACUAUACGACAGUAUGCUAAUCAGUUACUCGGAAAUGAUAUUAAAAAUCUAUUUAAAACAUAUGCAGAAAAAUGUAUUUAUAAUUUAAAAGCUGAUGAUAAAUUAGAAUCUCCAUUUUCAAAGCUUGUUUGUUCACAUGGUGCAGCCUUCACUACUUCUAUUAAAGUAUGUUGGAUGGAACAGAAAUUAAUUGGACUAUUACUUAAAGAUCGGCCUCUGGUGGUUGGUGGACCUGAUGAGAUGGCAAUAGAAAUUACAAAAUGA